This is a messenger RNA of Lactuca sativa (garden lettuce), 375 nucleotides long. RefSeq lists its product as uncharacterized. The record is from RefSeq and is a predicted model, not a curated record. Lineage: Eukaryota; Viridiplantae; Streptophyta; Magnoliopsida; Asterales; Asteraceae.
AUGAUCGCCAGAUCGAAAACCACUGCAUCAUGCUUGUUCUUUCUGCUUCUUUCAUUCUACAUCUUCAUGUCUCAUGAUUCCGAUCACACUGGAUCACGGCGGUCGUCAUUCCACAUGUGGACUAUGAUCGCAGGUGUUCUGUUGAUUGGAGGUUUGAUGGCAGUUAUGGUGAGAGCCACCAUCGUGACGUGGACCAUGGUGCUGGUGAUGAUGGCUUUUGCAGGGAAACGCCGCCGUGUACUGGCGGUGGAAGGGAGGAAGAUCACCGGAGAUGUUGCAAUGCAUUUGUUGAAAGUCGUGAUCAAAGAGAGAAGCAUUGUUGCUGUUGCUUGUGCUACAUUUUUGAGUUCCAUCGCCAUGGUUUGGGUUGCGUGA